Ostertagia ostertagi is the source of this 1923-nucleotide messenger RNA. NCBI's taxonomy places the organism in Eukaryota, Metazoa, Nematoda, Chromadorea, Rhabditida, Trichostrongylidae. The record is from the annotation of a GenBank genome assembly.
AUGCCCGAUACUGAUAAUGAUAAUGGCCGUGGCCAGCUGGAAGAUCAUACGGGCAAUGCCCUCGCUGAGUACGAUGAUCUCACGGCGGACCGGGUCUGCCGCAGGUUGAAGAACACGAAAGCUGUACCAAACACACUGCCGGCCAGGAGCGAAAAGCCCAGCUGGCCCGCACGUUUUGCCGGUAAGGACGGCGCUACGCUGGAAGACGUGAUCGCUCACCUGAAAAAAGUAUAUGCCGGUGAUGUAGGCAUUGAAUACACUUACAUCACAAACAAGAAAAGAUGUGGCUGGAUUGAGCAGGAGUUUGAACAGAUGCAGACGCAACAGUUCAGCCUCGACCAAAAGAAACGCAUCCUGUUCAAAUUGAACGAAGGCGUGAUCUUUGAAAAAUUCCUUCAUACCAAAUACAUCGGGCAAAAGCGCUUUUCACUGGAAGGCGGUGAGAGCACUAUUCCUGCCCUGGAUACCAUUAUCAACGAAGCGGCUGCUGCCGGUGUACAGGAAGUAACGAUUGGGAUGGCACACCGUGGCCGCCUUAAUAUCCUGGCCAAUACACUGGGCAAAACCUAUGAGCAGAUAUUUUCUGAAUUUGAAGGAAAUAUGCCUGCGGACACGACCAUGGGUAGCGGCGAUGUAAAAUACCACCUUGGUUUCCGCUCUAAUAUCAAGACGCCAUCCGGUAUUGAUAUUAAUGUACAGCUGACGCCGAACCCUUCCCACCUGGAAGUAGUAGAUCCUGUUGUUACCGGUUUUGCACGGGCCAAGGCAGAUGUCUUAUAUGACCAUGAGUAUGAUAGCGUAUUGCCGAUCCUGAUACAUGGAGAUGCUGCCAUCGCCGGCCAGGGUGUUGUUUAUGAAUUAUUACAAAUGAGCAAGCUGGAAGGUUAUUCCACAGGAGGAACCAUCCAUUUUGUGAUUAAUAACCAGAUCGGCUUUACCACCGAUUUUGAUGAUGCCCGUUCUUCGGAUUACUGCACCAGCAUUGCAUCGCUGGUACAUGCACCGGUACUGCACGUAAAUGGUGAUGACCCGGAAGCUGUGGUAAAAGCAGCGAUGCUGGCCGUAAAAUACCGCCAGGAGUUCAACCAGGAUAUCUUUAUUGAUAUGGUGUGCUAUCGCCGCCACGGACAUAACGAAGGAGAUGAUCCGAGCUUUACCCAGCCCAAGAUGUAUGAGCUGAUCAAAGCACAUCCUAAUCCGCGUGAGGUGUACAACAAGCAGCUGAUUGAGCGUGGUGAUGUGGAUGCAGAGCUUGCUAAAGAAAUGGAAGCCGCUUUCUGGAAAAACUUACAGGAGCGCCUGGACGAUAUUAAGCAAAAGCCCAUCCCUUACCAGUUGCAGGGACCGGAACAAGCCUGGCAGAAAUUGUCGCGCGCAAAGCCGGAAGAUUUCCUGCAAAGCCCUGAAACGGGUAUUGGUAAAGAGCAGGUGGAAAAACUAUUCCGCGGCCUGAUGCAGAUACCGGAAGGGUUUAAGCCAUUGCGUAAGAUCCAGAAGCUGCUGGAAGAAAAGGAGGCCUUUAUAACCGUGUUCCGUAAGUUGGGGCAGUUCAGAAAUGAAGGAUCACUGGAAGGAUGGAUACGGAGGAUUGUGAUCAAUACGUCACUCAAUGGUAUUAAGGCCAGAUACCCUGUGACGGAACCGCUGGAAGACCUGCCGCCCGAAAGCUUUACAGAACAGGUAGUAGCGCCGCAAACAGGCAAUGAGCAGGACCUGAUAUCACUCGUAAGAACAUUGCCGGAUGGUUACCGUACCGUAUUUAAUCUCUAUGCGGUGGAAGGUUAUUCACAUGAAGAGAUAGGCCAAUUGCUGGGCAUUAAAGCCACCAGCUCCCGGUCGCAAUAUGCACGUGCCCGUGAGUUGUUGAUGAAGAAACUGGGUGCCGAUUAUCCUGACAAUAAAAAGAAAGGGCAACAUGGAUGA